CAGACACAUGCAUUGUCAAAAAACUCAAAGGAGUCGUCUUUAAUCCUAGUCAUCAGCUCUUAUCUACAACCCAAAAGACAAAGAGCACUGGAAAACUGUUUGUUGGGUUUCUCGAUUUUUCCUAUCUUUGUUACAUUCAAGAAGAAUGACUAGAAGCAUGUUCAAGCAAGAGCAUGACUUUGAGAAGAGGCGUGCAGAGGCUGCUAGAAUUAGGGAGAAAUACCCAGAUAGAAUUCCAGUGAUUGUGGAGAAGGCUGAGAGAAGUGAUAUUCCCAACAUUGACAAAAAAAAAUACCUUGUCCCAGCUGAUCUGACGGUGGGUCAAUUUGUCUAUGUAAUUCGGAAGAGGAUUAAACUGAGUGCAGAAAAGGCAAUCUUUAUAUUUGUGGACAAUGUGCUCCCACCAACAGGAGCCAUAAUGUCUACCAUUUAUGAUGAUAAGAGGGAUGGCGAUGGAUUUCUCUAUGUUACAUAUAGUGGAGAAAACACAUUUGGGUGACAAAUUACAUAGCCCCCAAUCCUCUGUAAUUGGUCUCAUAUGGUUGAUAUCUUUGUCGUUACUCAGUUCCGCUCUUGCAUUGCCUAGAACAAUAUCAUGCCUAAGUGUGAACCUAGUCUGUGUUUACGUGUACAGUUGUAUUUUGUAUAUAACAUUUCAACAAACCAUAUGAUGCCUUUCCAUUGAUAUGUAAUAUGUCCCUUCCAAUUUAUGUACUCUCUUUGGUGAUGUGCAAGGGAAGCAAGACAUUAAAGGGCUUCUUUGGCAGUCUCGGGAAAAAUUGCUCGUGAAGUACAUAUUGAAAUCAAACUGAGUGCACUCACCUUUAUCUU
This is a messenger RNA of Quercus lobata, 831 nucleotides long. Its product is annotated as autophagy-related protein 8f-like. The transcript has 6 exons. Lineage: Eukaryota; Viridiplantae; Streptophyta; Magnoliopsida; Fagales; Fagaceae. The record is from RefSeq and is a predicted model, not a curated record. Bases 146 to 499 code for a protein of 117 amino acids.